UUACUACGUGCUGGUAUUUAUUUCACAUUUCAGACUUUUGUGACUUUUUCCCAAAAUGGAUAAGGAGUUUGAUUACUUUAGUGGAGAAGAUGAGGACAGUGAAGAAGAAAUGAGCAGUCCUGGGUGUAGCUCAGAGAAGACAAGCUUUUGGGAGUCACUUCCUGAUGUGUGCUUGCAGCAGAUUUUCAUGUUUCUUUCUGACCGUGAUCGCAGGAGCGCAGACCUGGUUUGUUACAACUGGCACAAUGUCAUGCGUUCUCCCUCUCUCUGGCGCUCCCACUACUUCUACUUCAAUGGUCGGUUAUCCAAAUAUCGGCCGUCUGAAUACUGCGCCGCUGUGGGCUUUAUCCGCUCUGUUGGAGUCUACCUGCAGAGGCUGAAGGUGUGUGUGUGUCCACCACGCAGGUCCUUGAUGGCCCGGCGACUGGAGCAAACCAUCAGUGGGAUGUUUUUCGAGCUUACCAGAGUAAAUGCUCCACUGAAGUCCCUCUCCCUCAAUAACCUGGAGUUGGAUGGGCCUUCCUGGACUACGGGGGUCAGGACCACUUUAGUAAACAGCCUUUCUCUCUUCCUCCGAAGAGGGACCUCAAGGCUCAACACUGUUUCUCUGAAUGGGAUGCGAAUCUGCCUGAAUCAGGGUUUCGAGCUGCUAUCCACCCUGGUAUCAUAUCAUGGCCGCCACAUCUCUUCUUUGGACUUGAAUGGAUUCUUCUCUAACAGACUGCAACUCCACCUUAACUCCAGCAUGCCCCGCAUCAUGCGCAGCCUGCCAGGUCUCAGCCACUUGGGACUGAGUUACUCCUGUGUGUCAGAUGAGCUGCUAACAGCACUUCAGCAUAGAAAGCAAAGAAGGAGACAUGUCAACCCGCUGCAGACAUUGUCACUUUACUGCAAUUUAAACGAGUCCCAUGAACAAGUGGUGUAUGGUGGCUCAUGGGCAUCUUUGGUAUCUACCUCCCCGGACCUGAGAGUCAAGAUUAUAGUGGACCAAAUCAUCAACACCGACCGGCUCGGAAGGAUCCUGCUGCCUGAGAUUCCCCUGACAGAAUACACCAUGACAGCUUUCUACGAUCCAGACGUAGACUGGAGUGCCAAGCCUCUUCUCCGUCGCCUGCUGCCUCAGUACAGGCACAGUCUGCAGUAUCUGGCCCUGGAACUGAGCAACUGCAGUGAAACACUGGAUAGGGCUCUGCUGGAGCUGGUCAAGGUGUGUGACUGUCUGGAGGAGCUGAAAGUCUUGGCUUUCUUGGAAGUCAGCACCGUGCAGGGGCUGCUGCACAUCAGACUGACACAAAGGAGCUUACUCAACAAGAUCAGAGUGAGAAUCUACUCAGAAAAUGACGAAUCCAAUGAGCAGCAAGCCCAGCUGGAGGAAGUAUUGACUUGCUACCCAAACCUCCCUCCAGAACUGGACUUUAAUGCUAUAGUCUACCCCUUUGUAUGAGCACACAUGCAA
Molecule: messenger RNA, 1456 nt
Organism: Centropristis striata (black sea bass)
Lineage: Eukaryota; Metazoa; Chordata; Actinopteri; Perciformes; Serranidae
Product: F-box only protein 39-like
Exons: 6
Coding region: 56-1444 (462 amino acids)
Biological process (GO): SCF-dependent proteasomal ubiquitin-dependent protein catabolic process; positive regulation of protein ubiquitination
Cellular component (GO): SCF ubiquitin ligase complex
Molecular function (GO): protein binding
Source: RefSeq, a predicted model, not a curated record